Glycine soja is the source of this 576-nucleotide messenger RNA. RefSeq lists its product as uncharacterized. The transcript has 2 exons. Bases 1 to 576 code for a protein of 191 amino acids. The record is from RefSeq and is a predicted model, not a curated record. Lineage: Eukaryota; Viridiplantae; Streptophyta; Magnoliopsida; Fabales; Fabaceae.
AUGUUUGCUCUUAGUGGUGCUGAUGCUGCACAGUCUGAUGAUCUCAUCCAAGCUAGUGGGUCUGUUUUAACUUCUGAUGUGUGCUUGCAAUGUCCUGUCUUAAUUUCUGAUAGACAGUUUCUGAUUGAUUUAGUUGUUUUACCUUUGAGUCAGAUUGAUGUUAUUCUUGGUAUGGAGUGGUUAUCUUCCAAUCACGUCUUAUUAAAUUAUUUUGAGAAAUAUGUUGUUUUUCCUGAGUCUGGUGUGAGUGAAAGUGAUAUGUUUUUGUCUGCUAACCAAGUUGAGGCAUCUUUAAGGGAGGAUGCACAGGUAUACAUGAUCUUAGCUAGUAUGAGUGUUGAGACCAAAACCCCUGUGAGUGAUAUACCAUUGGUGAGAGAGUUUCCAGAGGUGUUUAAGGAGGUGACAGGAUUACAACCUGGGAGAGAGGUCGAGUUCUCUAUAGACCUAGUGCCUAGUACUGGACCCAUAUCCAUAGCACCUUAUAGGAUGUCCCCUGUAGAGUUGAGUGAGCUUAAGAAACAGUUAGAGGAACUCUUAGAGAAACAGUUUGUGAGGCCUAGUGUGUCACCCUAG